AUGUCAACUAAGCCAUUUCGUUUAUCAUUAGAUUCAUCUAUGUGUCGUUUAAAUAUUGAUGAUAUUUCUGAUCUAGCAGACAUUGCUCAUAGUGAUAAUGAACAUCAUUUAUGUGAAAUGAAAACACCAUUAAUCAAUGAUGGUAUACCAUUGAAUGAUUUUAAUCUAACUCUUUUAGUCAAUGGACUUAAAAAUGGUGUUGAAUUAGCUAUACGAUCUGGUAGUCGUACAUCAAGAAAUCAUGUUCGCUUGAAAGUUUUUAAAAUUAUUAAUCAAUACUAG
Molecule: messenger RNA, 282 nt
Organism: Adineta steineri
Lineage: Eukaryota; Metazoa; Rotifera; Eurotatoria; Adinetida; Adinetidae
Source: the annotation of a GenBank genome assembly